Molecule: messenger RNA, 621 nt
Organism: Melampsora larici-populina 98AG31
Lineage: Eukaryota; Fungi; Basidiomycota; Pucciniomycetes; Pucciniales; Melampsoraceae
Exons: 2
Coding region: 1-621 (206 amino acids)
Source: RefSeq, a predicted model, not a curated record
AUGACCCAGACGCCAGGGAGUUUUAUUGAUCAAUCGGAUCGCUCCGAUGGAAGCCUGACUGAUGACGUCGCAGAGAGAUCACUUGACCCAAGGCCCGAUCCACACCAGGCUUCUGCGACCCCAUCCCGCAGUUUCCAGCGGACUGGUAAUCUCUCAGCAGAUGGGAAAACAAUAUUCCGACCAUCAAGUGAGACAUCGGAAGAUAUCUUAGAAGAUGAGAAUGAUAGUUAUGUAGAAGCUUUUCUAGAAUACUCCAAAACUGAAGAGUUUCAAACGGAUUUUGAUGGUCCGGUCAUCUCAACGUCUGUACAUUAUUGGCAACAUGUUGAGGUUACUACUAACCAUCAAGACCUUGGUGAUCAAAACACAACAAACGAAUUUGACUCGUUAUUGGUGGACCCUGCUAUAGAACAACUCGCGGAACCUUACACCUCGGUUACUCAGAUAACACAGCAAACACCUAUUGUGAUUGAUGACAAUGAUGUCAAUAUGGACUACCUUUCUCGUGGCACAAACCCGACCACGACUAUCCCUGAAUCACACCUUGAUCAUAUGCGAUCGGUGGCGGACAAUCAAGAUCCUGAUGCUGUCAUUACUACACUCGGGACUUGGCCACUCUAA